Messenger RNA from Theileria orientalis strain Shintoku, 492 nucleotides. RefSeq lists its product as uncharacterized. The record is from RefSeq and is a predicted model, not a curated record. The coding region runs from base 1 to 492 and encodes 163 amino acids. Lineage: Eukaryota; Apicomplexa; Aconoidasida; Piroplasmida; Theileriidae. The transcript has 5 exons.
AUGGGUGAUAUCGAUUUUGAUUCUCACUCAAAAAAUGAUGAAAUUACUCAGAAAAUGGCCGGAUUGCUUCUAAAAGGAUGGACUAUGCUUUCCGACAACUGUACUAGGUGUACUGAAGUCCCUCUGAUGCGUUCUAGGGAUGGAAGCUCUGUUUGUUGCAAGUGUUCCGCUCGAACUCCUUCCAAUGUUAGAGAUAAAAGGAAUGAAUUUUCCUAUCCUGACGAAGUGAAUACUAGUAGACUGGACCCUUACGUUCCCAUUGGUGAACUAAAUUUAAAUGGAAUUGAGCUAAAUUCUAUACACAGUGGCAACGAUAAGCUGGUUCCCAAUGGAGUCAAGCCUGUUGAGAACAUGUUGCAAAGGCAGAAUUUCAACUUUGAACUGGGACAGCUCCGCCUCCUCGAGGUUCAAGUUAACAAGCUGUUGUAUAGGUAUCUGAGGUAUUCCAAUAUGCUGAAUUCUGGCGAUCGCACAGUUGACCUUGAUUUGUAA